AUGUACCCCGCCUCCGCCGCCCUCCCCGCCACACUCACCCUCGCCGCCCUCCUCCUCGCAGGCCCCGCCCUCGCAGCAGCCCCCACAACGCCCCACGACCCCUUCCGCGCCCUCGCCGCGCGCGCACCAAAGCCACCAGAGCAGCCCAUCUGCUGCCUCAAGCCCCUCACGCCCCUCGAGCCCGUCGCGGACGAGGUCUUCCUCUCCUUCGAGGAGUGGAAAUCUAGGCGCUAUGCCGAGCACAGCCAGCGCGACGCCCCGCCCAGCCGCGCGAGCGAGCCCCCCGCCGACGCAGCAGCAGCCUCCUCCGCCGCCGCCGCUGCCGCCGCCGGCCCCCUAUCUACCGCGCACGCGCAGGACGGGCCCGCCGAGCGCGCGGACGCGCUGCAGGUGCCCCGCGCGCCCACCGAGCCCGUGUCGCCGCACUUCCGCGUGCCGCUGACCGACCGCUUCAACUACGCGUCGCUGGACUGCUCCGCGCGCGUGCACACCGCGCACCGCGCCGCGCGCUCCGCCGCGAGCCUCCUCUCGUCGAAGCGCGACCGGUACAUGCUGAGCCCGUGCGCGGCGCGCGCGCCGUUCGUCGUCGUCGAGCUGUGCGAGGACAUCCGCAUCGACACGGUGCAGCUGGCGAAUUUUGAGUUUUUUAGCGGCGUGUUUAGGGAGUUUACGGUGAGCGUUGCGAAGACGUAUUCGACGGAGCCGGAGGGGUGGACGGUUGCGGGGACUUAUGUCGCGAAGAACGUGCGCGGGGUGCAGUCCUUCCACCCGCCAACCGCGAUCCGCGACUUUUAUCGCUUCAUACGGAUCGAUUUCCACACGCACUACGGGAACGAGUACUACUGCCCGAUCUCCCUUUUGCGCGUGUACGGCCUCACGCACCUCGAGCAGUGGAAGUGGGACACGUGGGAGUCGGAGAGCCGCGCCCGCCUCGAGCACGGCGCGCCGCCCGCCGCCGCCGCCGCCGCCGCGGCGGUCAUCCCCGCAGAGGCUGCGGCGGAGGACCCGCCAAAGCCCGCGGCGGAAGCGGGCGAGCGGGCGCGGGCCGAGCAGGUGUCGGCGAAGGCUGCGGCGAGCGGCGGCGGCGUGCAAAAAGGAGAGGCUGCGGCGAGCGGGCGGGCGACAGACGGGGCGUCGGGCGAGUCCGAGGCCGUGUCUGUGUAUUCCGGAUCGGGUGCCGAUUGUCUGUCUACCGCAUCCGCGAACAAACCGUCGAGCAGCGCGCGCUCUCUGGCGACGUCAUCGACGUCGAGUCCGGCCGAUGCCCUCCAUGAUCCGAGCCACGCGACACCGCCCCUCCUCCGCGACUCUCGACGACAGCACAGCGCAUCACCUGACCACGUCGCGACCCCGUCUGUGUCGUUCUCACCUGAACCCUCCUCUUUGCACAACGCGUCCUCUUCUUCUGACCCGCUCCACGGACCCUCCUCCACCGCCUCUCUCGCGACCCCGACCACGACCUCUUCCUCCGCGCCGUCGUCCCACGCCUCCCUGCCCCUCCCCGCGAUCCCGACCCACGUCUCGUCCAGCGGCGAGUCCAUCUACCGCACGAUCAUGAACCGCCUGACCGCGCUCGAGUCCAACAUCACGCUCUACGCGCGCUACGUCGAGGAGCAGGCCGCCGGCACGCGCGAGGUCCUGCGCCGCCUCGGGGAGGACGUCGGCCGCCUGGAAGGCAUCGGCAGGGCCCAGGCACACGUCUACCAGCGCUCCAUCCACGACUUCGAGAAGCACCGCAGGCGCCUCGAGGUCGAGCAGCGGGAGCUGCUCACCAAGGUAAACUACCUGGCGGACGAGGUCGUGCUCGAGAAGCGCCUCGGCAUCGCGCAGCUGUGCCUCCUCCUCGCCGUCCUCGUCUUCAUCAGCCUCACGCGCGGCUCGCGCACACAGCACGUGCACCCCGCCGCCGCCGCCGCCGCGUCCUCGUCCUCGUCCGUCCUGCGCGGCGUCCCCGGGGGCACGUCCAUGCGCGAGUGGGGGCGCCGCAACCUCAGCUUCAGCGGCGACUGGGUCAGCCGCCUCCGCAGCCGCAGCCGCAGCCUGACCGCCUCGCCCGACGGCGGCACCGGCGGCACCGGCACCAGCACCACCACGCCCGUCGCGCGCCGCGCCGGCGAUCCCCAAGCCUCGAACAGGAUCGCCUUUCCCACGCACGACGAGCCGCACUUGCUCCCCGACCGCGACCGCGACCGCCAGCGCGACCGCCAGCGCGACCGCCAGCGCCACGCCACCACGAAGCCGUUCACGACCCCCCGCCGGCCCACAGCAGGCCCGUCCAGCGCGCGCCCGCGCACCCCGCGGUACCUCGUCCACCGCUCCGCGACGCCGACUGGCCCGCGCGCCGCGCCGCCACUCGUGGCGUCGCACUCGCUUGGCUCCGUCGUCGUCGUCGGCGGCAGCGGCAGCGGCGGCGGUGGUGGUGGUGGUGCGGGGACAGGGGCGGGGGCAGCGCUCGUGGGUCCCGUGCCGCGCUCUGCCAAGCGGUGGGCGCGUAGUGCGCAUUUGCAUGAGGUGCGUCGCGGGGCGCGGGAUGCUGAGGUGCGGGUGCAGGUGCCGCUCCUGGGCGGGGGCGGGGGCGGGGACGCGGACGUGGGGAGCGAGGGCGACGACGAGAAUGAGCACGAGCGCGAGCACGAGCACGAGGCGGCGGCGUACGCGCUUGAUGUGGCGGAUGGGGUGAAGCGCGGGGCGGGGCUCCACGCGCGGAGGCGGGGGUCGCCGCUGCGCGAGCGGGCGGUGAACGGUGCGGGCGCGGGUGCGGGCGCGGCUGGGGCUGGGGAGACGGGGGGAGACGGGUGGGUCGAUACGGAUGCGGACGGGUCGGAUGUGGAUUGGGCGCGGGGGCAUCUGGGGGAGGUCGAGGUCGUGGAGCUGUGAGUGGCUUUCGCUGCUCGUCGUCGUAGCUGUGGCUGCUGUCGUCAUCGUCUCGUUUCUCGUUCUCGCAUCAUCUUUUUUUUUUUCGUCUUGUCUUUCGGUUUCUUGUGUCUUUUUUGCCAUGGGGGGAGGGUCGUGCAUUUGGGUAUAUACAAGGUACACACGGUAUCGGCACACAUUACACACGGAUUUAUCUCUGUC
Molecule: messenger RNA, 3075 nt
Organism: Heterobasidion irregulare TC 32-1
Lineage: Eukaryota; Fungi; Basidiomycota; Agaricomycetes; Russulales; Bondarzewiaceae
Exons: 4
Coding region: 1-2877 (958 amino acids)
Biological process (GO): protein folding in endoplasmic reticulum
Cellular component (GO): cytoplasm; membrane
Source: RefSeq, a predicted model, not a curated record